AACACCGCUGUCAGUCAAUCGCCUGUUGCGGGCUCACCUAGAGAAGCGCUUCACUCCCAAAGUCACGUCGCCUGGUUUCGAUGCGAAUGUGUGACUUUGUCCAAUUUUCACAACUACGAAACACAGAAGGACAAAGUUUAUUUAACGUCGUGACCAUGGAGACAAACAUAUUUACCUUCACUCUUCUAUGUCUGAUGAUGUCAGGAGUUGGUGCCUUGGAAGUGACCAUUCCAAAGGAAAAGUAUGAGUUUGCCAGAGGCGACAACAUCACGUUGCCCUGCACGUUUAAACCCAGACUUUCCAACCCACCACAAGUGAUUGUCCAAUGGUCUGUGGACGAUUUGGAAGAUAAUGGCCAAAGGAAAACAAUUGUCACCUAUUAUUCUGCUGGCUCAGUGACUGACAUCAAAGCACAAUAUGAAAAGCGGGUGUCCGUGGAUAUAAACGUGGCCUCUGGAAAGGCCGACCUGAGACUGUCUUCAAUAAGACUAGAAGACAACAAAGAAUUUGAGUGUCGUGUCAAUAUCCCAGGCGACGACGAGGGCAAGCCAGCUGCCACUACCCAAUUGGUGGUUCUAGUGGCACCAUCUCCGCCCAUUUGUGCCAUCCAAGGGAAAGCAGAAUAUGGACAGAACAUCAACCUGACCUGCGCCUCAGAGGAGGGCUCACCACCACCCACGUAUGAGUGGACCAGUCUUAAUGCCAGGAACAUUCCCCAUGUUAAAGACCCAAGGACGACCAGCAAAGGAGGCAUCCUGUCUCUAUACAACAUCACCAAAGAAACAUCAGGAUACUACACCUGCACCUCGAGCAACAAGAUUCGCUCUGCCAGCUGCAACUUCACCCUCUCAGUCAUGCCACGGUCCAUGAACAUUGGCUCCACUGCAGGAAUAAUAGUAGGAGUUGUCGCAGCUUUGCUCAUACUUGCCAUCGUCAUCUAUUGCUGCUGUUGCCGCAAGAAGAAAGAAGAUGAGGAAUAUGCGAUGGGAGUUCGUGAGGAAGGGUACCCCGACAAAGAGACAGAUAGGAAUGGCGAGAGACACCAAGCUGAGAGGCCAGUUGAUAGACACACUGACGACGACGAUCACUCCAGCGUGAGGACCCCCCUUCGUGACCAGUCUGAAGAACGAACGGAACGUGACCCCGGCACCCGCAGGGAUUAUGAUGGGCAUAGCGGCGAUCGUCGGAGGGGUUACAAUGAUCGUCGUAGCGACUAUGAUGAAGGUGGCAGUGAUUACACCGAUCGCCGCAGUGACCAUUCUGAUGUACGUGACAGAUACGGAGACCGCUACGAUGAUGAUCGUCGCAGUGACUAUUCCAGUUCCCAUGAACGGUACAAUGACCGCCAUGAGCGUUAUGCUGACACCCGUCGCCGUGACGUUGAGCGAGACAGAGAUGUCCACUAUCGCGAUGAUGACCGCUACGAUGAACCCUAUGAUGACCGUGAAAGGCCCCCUGUCCCAUCCGAUAAGCCACGUAGAAGAGACUAUGAUGACUAAGCCGCAUGGAUUUAUUAUUUUUUUUGUACAUAUUCUGGCAAUCACAUGAUGCCUAGACGGGAUGUGUGUGUGCAGUACAGUAUAUAGAACACUUCUUCUCAGGUAUAGAUGUUGCACAUGCAAGGUUCUGGGCAGCUCUAUAUGUCUGAUACAAUACAGAAAUUCAGUUUUACAGUUUUUAUGUUUGAGAUUAAUUUUAUAGAAAUGAUUUCUUAUUGGUAUUUUACACCACUGUUGCGGAAGUACUUUAAGUACUUCCCCUUCAUUGUUUAGAUUUAUCAGCAAACAAUGGAAUUAGAUGUAGCCUACUUAUGUCACAUAUAUACAUAUCUUGUGAAUGAAUUUCCAGUUUGUGUAUCUGUGUUAUGUAUAUAGUCUUUUUAGUUCUAUACAGGAUUCUACUCUUUGUGGCGGAGCGCUGUGUCAACUUUUAAAUCUGUGCGAGUAUAAAUUUACUAUUGCUGAGUCAGGUUUGGUCACGACAGCUGUCGCUGUACAAAUAUACCCGUUUUAAUCCCACUAGUGGGAUUUUAAAAAGUAUAUUUUUAGUGGGAUUAAAACGGGUAUAUUUGUGAUGUUUGGAAACAAUGCCAGUCUCAGUGGUUUACUGAGUUACUUGCUCUU
Molecule: messenger RNA, 2123 nt
Organism: Dunckerocampus dactyliophorus (ringed pipefish)
Lineage: Eukaryota; Metazoa; Chordata; Actinopteri; Syngnathiformes; Syngnathidae
Product: cell surface A33 antigen-like
Exons: 7
Coding region: 81-1499 (472 amino acids)
Cellular component (GO): plasma membrane
Source: RefSeq, a predicted model, not a curated record